This is a messenger RNA of Xenopus laevis (African clawed frog), 3487 nucleotides long. RefSeq lists its product as uncharacterized. Lineage: Eukaryota; Metazoa; Chordata; Amphibia; Anura; Pipidae. Bases 1240 to 2820 code for a protein of 526 amino acids. The transcript is spliced from 2 exons. The record is from RefSeq and is a predicted model, not a curated record.
CACUAGCACUUUAACACAUGGAUCAUUGUUUGUUUUUAUAUGCUAAUUACUGAAGGGUCACUUCCUGUGUGCAUUUGGGAGGGGAGGGUAUUUAUUCAGUGAAUUGUUUGGCACAUGUUUCACCUUGAGAAAGGUCCCAAAAGGGACCGAAACUUAACGUCGGUUACAUAUGCAAUAACACUUUUUCUACUUGCAAAAAAACCUGGUGUUGCUGGUCUUUUUUAUCUUUAUAUACUGGUCUUACCGAGCACCCAGGCAAAGGACUUGGAACGGAGUGCUGUCCACUACUAUAAGAUAUACAUUUCUUUGACGUGCACCCGUCUACAUAUUCAUUUUUGACAACCACUCACGCUCUCAAGAAUGGCUACAGGAGUCCAAAGCACUGAAGCAUUUACUGUGUUUACCAAGGAUGAUGUGAAUCGCAUCUUAUUUACUGAAACUUUUAAAGACACAUUUGGAGAUCUGGGGCCGAAGGAGUCCUUCCAUGAGCUGUUACGCCUACGGAAGAGGGAGGUGGAGUUGCACCUUCACGGUGUUUCACUGUCUGAAUAUUACCGGGAACGCAAGAUACCGCGUGGUUUUCGUAUAAAUAAUGCACCCACACUGGGACGCAGUAACCCGGAAUUUUGUGAUAAGUGGUGUGCCAUUCUGGAUAAAUGCUCGCUUGAGCUAAUGUUGCAUGUUAUUGAGGAAACGGGUCGUGAUCUACGCUCGGUGCGAAGUGAGAUCCUGCAGUUUGAAACCUCGCAUAUUCAUACAAUAUCGGCGGAUAGGGACAACGAUUGGCUUAAACGCCUACAGGACCAGGUGUCACAAUAUAAAUUUGAAAUACUUGCCUUUAAGAGAUCGAAGUUUAUGCGAGUGACACAGGACUACAAGGAUAAUACAGUCUAUCGGUGGCGUCAUGGAGGAAGGCAAGGCACGUAUAGGCGGAGACUACCAAUGCGCAGGGCACGCAAACCUCCUGGUUACGUCUCAAGCAGCGGUGAUUCUGAGGAGGACGCCGAUGCGUCUACACAGGCUGCAGCGGAUGCUUUUUUAUCUAUGGAAACACCGGCAAAUACCGCGCUAGAAAAAGGCAUCGCCGUGGAGGACGCAAACACGGCCAGAGGAAAAGGUCGGGGCAGACCUCCACGCUAUGGCGGACGGGGGACCAGGAACAGGCAAUAAUAAAUCUAUCGAGCCACCAGCUGACGGAUAUGGAGACGGCUGUACUGGCAAAAGGGGCAAUUGGGCAAAAUGCUGGAUGAAGCUGUUACACAAGGCUGGAUUACAGAGGAUCUGAGGAAUUUUCUAUACGUCAAGGAUCCGGUAAGACCUGUACUAUACACCUUACCUAAGGUACAUAAAAAUUUGUUACAUCCACCAGGCAGGCCAAUUAUAUCUGCCAGGGGGUCCUUAACUGAGCAAGUGGCCAAAUAUGUGGAUUCAUUAUUACAGCCGUUGAUACGGGUAACAAGCACAUAUUUGCAGGAUACCAAUGACUUUUUAAAGAUCGUGAAUAGCAUAGAUCCCACCUGGUGUGAUAAUGGUUUUUUCUUUGUGACUAUGGACGUUAAUAGUCUUUAUACCAUAAUACCACAUGAGGAAGGCCUCAGUGUGGUCAGGGAACUGAUGGUAAAUGCCGAGAAAUAUAAUGGCCCGCCCACGGAAUUUAUUCUAUCAUUAUUGCAUUUCAUCCUGUAUAGGAAUUACUUUAAAUUCGAGAAGGAUUAUUACUUACAAACGGCAGGAACAGCAAUGGGGUCCAAUGUGGCCCCCACAUAUGCAAAUGCCUUCAUGCACACUUACGAAAUGCAACAUAUUUUAAGUAACCCCACAUUUCGCAAAUUUGGUGGAUACUAUAGACGUUAUAUAGAUGAUCUGUUUUUCUUAUGGUUUGGAUCAGAAAAGGAUUUGCUAAAAUUUUUUGGGGAGCUUAAUUCACACAACAGCACUGUACGCUUCACCCUGCAUUAUAAUUUUGAGAAAAUUGAUUUCCUGGAUGUGACUAUAUACAAGCAGUGUGGCCAAUUGCAUACUAAAAUAUUCAGGAAACCCACUGAUAGAAAUACACUGCUGCAUUUCAACAGUAGCCACCCCAAACACCUCCUAAAAUCUCUUCCGAAGUCACAAAUGUUGCGGGCUGUAAGGAUUACAAGUGAGGAGCAGGAGAGACAACAGGCAAUACAAGAUAUGGCAAGUGACUUUCUGGCAAGGGGUUACCCCGCAGCGCUGAUAGAGGAAAUAAAGUCCUGGGCACUAGCAUUGGAUAGAGCCUCAGUGUUAAAAGAUACAGGAGAUUCGAGGAGGGCUGGGGAUUGUGAAAAAAACAAAUUGUUUUAUAUGACAACCUAUGGCCCACAUACAUCUUUAAUCAAGCAAUCUGUUUUACAGAACUGGCCAAUUGUUGCAACGGAUCCAGACUUGGGCAAACUGGUGAGUGAUGGUUUCUCUUUUGGCUAUAAACGUAGCAGGAACCUCAAGGAACUAUUCACACAGACGGAUCCGAUUAACAAAUAUAUUUGUCAUUCCAAAGUGCUGGCAGGUAGAUCUGGGGUGUACAGAUGUGGCAAUUGCAGUAUGUGUAGCACACUUAUAACGGGCAACCAGUUCUUUCACCCGCACACAGGCAAAUCAUACAAGAUAAAAGACAGGCUAACCUGUACGUCUAAAAAUGUGAUAUACAUAAUCAAAUGUCCGUGCGGACUUGUGUACUGCGGUAAGACAUGCCGACAAUUGAAAGAGCGCAUUAGUAUGCAUCGCUCCUCCAUUAGGGCAGCUUUGGAUCCUAAACCUAAGGGGGACUCUAAAAACAGGAUAUAUCCAAGCAGCCGGUAGCACAGCACUGGCUAAAUGCUAAACAUUCUAUUGCAGCUUUUAAAUGUAUGCCGAUAGACUCCAUUCCAACGCCCCCACGGGGAGGAGAUGUUGAUCGUUUAUUGCUCCAGCGUGAGGCCUUUUGGACCUAUGAACUUGACAGUGUGGCUCCCAGAGGAUUGAAUACCUACCUUCAAUUUAAUAGCUUUUUACCAUUGAGAUGAUGUUGAAUUUUGUAACUCUGGUGGUGCUUUGUAGAGUACUCUAAAUUAUAUUAUAAAUGUUGGUAGGGAUCCCUUGGGGUUACAUACUGUAAAAAAUGUGUCUAUCUAAUAUAUGUGUGUAGUUUAAAACCAGUUACAUGGUAUAACAGUAGCUUUUAUAUGGACAUUCCCACAUGUUUUUAGGAUAUUUUUUUAUAUAUGAAUUUAAGCACUUUACUGCCACCACACAUUAACCAGGUGAUGCUGAUGUUAGCUAUCUAUUAUGGAUGCACUAGCACUUUAACACAUGGAUCAUUGUUUGUUUUUAUAUGCUAAUUACUGAAGGGUCACUUCCUGUGUGCAUUUGGGAGGGGAGGGUAUUUAUUCAGUGAAUUGUUUGGCACAUGUUUCACCUUGAGAAAGGUCCCAAAAGGGACCGAAACGUAACGUCGGUUACAUAUGCAAUAACACUUUUUCUACUUGCA